GAUGCAAGUAAACAUGACAGCAACACGUGAUUACACACAUAUGUAUAUACUAAUAGUUAUAACGUUUAGGAGGAAUUUCACCGGUUCACUGGCUAUUACUGGGCACCAUCGGAUCCUGAUUCACCUGUAGAUAGAAUAGUGUACCUAGAAACCUCUGAACUAGAGGUCGAGCUGUUAAGGAUAUCAAAACCAGCCAUCUCAUUUUCUGGAUCAGAUACUCUGCUCAAUCACACAGAGUGCAUGCGAUACCCAUAUGCAGGAAAACCCAAUGCUACGAGUAAAAUAAGAAUUGUAGAAUUUAGCGAUACAGAAAUCAUACAUAGAAAGCUGUUGGAUCAUGAUGAACUUCAUAUUGCAUUUCCUUGGAUGGAAUAUAUCGUUAGAUUCGGUUGGAUACCAAAUGGUCAAAGUGUAUGGGCCCAGAUACUAUCGAGAGAUCAAAAGAGGACAGCGGUAGUGAAAUUAGCAUUAGAACAAUUCACUAGCCCAUCUUCAUCUCUACCAACAGAGAUACUUUGGGAAGAAACGAAUAGUGCCUGGAUUAAUGUGACAGACGCAUACUAUUUCAUGAAACAGACGGAUGCGACAGUAACAAGGCUGAUUUGGAGCUCUGAAAAGUCAAAUGGAUAUCGACACCUUUAUCUCGUAGAAAAACAUAUAGAUCAACCCGCAGUUAUCACUCAACUUACACAUGGUGAGUGGUGCUGUCUAGACAAGCCUAUUUAUGUGGAUGAAUCGCGUGGCCUUGUGUAUUUUUCUGCCAAGGCGGAUACCCCUUUGGAACCUCACUUUUAUGUUGUAUCGUACCUCAGACCACAGGACGGCAUCAGACGGCUGACUCAACCUGGAUUUAGUCACACAGUCACCAUGACUUGUCCAGACUAUUUUGUAGAUUGCUUUUCUAACCUUCGUCAUCCGCAUGUCUUUUAUGUGCAAAAGAUUGACCAUAGUUCAUUACUACCCUCACCAUCGAGUUGCAAAGGACUCAUCUUGCCUGUCUGUCGUAUCACUCCUCAUCAGAACUGCUCUCCGUGUAUAGCCGAUACCAUCUUUCUUCACACAAAUUCAUCAGGAGCUGAAAAUAUUAAACACUACCAGGAAGCGACGCUAAUAUUUGAAAGCGUCUUAUCAAAUGGACACUUGUUUAGCUUCACAACGUCAGAUGGCGUCGUUUUGUACGGAUGUCUAUAUAGACCACGAUCUUAUCAACCUGGAUACAGUUACCCUACCAUCCUUCACAUCUACGGUGGGCCUAAAUCACAAAUGGUAGUCAACGAAUUCAGGCUCCCGAGACUCAUGCGAUAUUUGAUGUCCGUCUAUUUUGGAUUUGCAGUUGUCAUCAUCGAUGGCCGUGGAUCUAGCGACAGAGGUCUUCAUUUUGAAUCACAUAUCCAGUAUCGACUUGGUACAGUCGAACUCAAGGAUCAGAUCGAAGGAUUACAGUUCUUGUACAAUACUAAGUUUGGAGCUGGCGUGACAAAGGAUGGAAGAAAAGUAAGCGUUGUCGAUUUGAACAAGGUGGCUAUCACUGGAUGGUCAUAUGGGGGAUACCUUAGUCUUAUGGCAUUAGGACAAUAUCCUGAUUUAUUUAAAAUAGCAAUUGCUGGUGCGCCUGUUACACAGUGGGAACUCUAUGAUGCUGCUUAUACGGAACGGUAUAUGGGGCUACCGUCUGAAAACAGAAAGGCUUAUGCAAAAAGCUCUGUGUUACAGUAUGUACGAGAUUUUCCAGACAGUGGCAAUAGGCUAUUGAUUGCACAUGGUUUGAUUGAUGAAAAUGUGCAUUUUAAGAAUACUGAGGCACUCGUAACAGAAUUAGUUAAACAUAACAAACACCAUUAUCUUCAAGUAUAUCCAAAUGAAAAACACGGUCUUCGGCAUGCUAGUGUCAAUGAGCAUUUCGAGACCCUUAUGUUUUACUGGCUGACCAACUAUUUGUAAAUAAAUAAGCCUUGUCAGAAAA
This is a messenger RNA of Rhizopus microsporus ATCC 52813, 1963 nucleotides long. Its product is annotated as alpha/beta-hydrolase. Gene Ontology annotation, molecular function: dipeptidyl-peptidase activity; serine-type peptidase activity. NCBI's taxonomy places the organism in Eukaryota, Fungi, Mucoromycota, Mucoromycetes, Mucorales, Rhizopodaceae. Gene Ontology annotation, biological process: proteolysis. The record is from RefSeq and is a predicted model, not a curated record. The coding region runs from base 241 to 1941 and encodes 566 amino acids. The transcript is spliced from 4 exons.